Dictyostelium discoideum AX4 is the source of this 3798-nucleotide messenger RNA. It is a transcript of the gene kif13, whose product is annotated as kinesin family member 13. Gene Ontology annotation, molecular function: microtubule binding; ATP binding; microtubule motor activity. The coding region runs from base 1 to 3798 and encodes 1265 amino acids. Gene Ontology annotation, cellular component: cytoskeleton. Lineage: Eukaryota; Evosea; Eumycetozoa; Dictyosteliales; Dictyosteliaceae. The record is from RefSeq and is a predicted model, not a curated record. Gene Ontology annotation, biological process: microtubule-based movement. The transcript is spliced from 4 exons.
AUGAUAACUGGUUUAUCAAUUCAUAAUCAAAUUAAUAAAAAGAAUGAACCAGUUAAAAAGGAACAAAAUAUUCAAGCAUUUGUAAGGGUUCGUCCAUUUUCAGUAUAUGAAUUGAAUCAAGGUGUUACAACAGUUCCAAUUAGGGUAUCAGAUUCUUCAAAAGAAGUAUUGUGUGAAUAUAAAGGUACAACUAGACAAUAUAAAUUCGAUCAUGUUUUUGAUCAAGAUUCAAUUCAAAGUGAAGUAUUUAAUAUAGCAGUAAAACCAAUUUGUGAUGAAGUUUUAUUGGGAUUUAAUGGAACAAUUUUUGUAUAUGGUCAAACAGGAACAGGUAAAACACAUACAAUGGAAGGUAAACAUGGAUCAAAUGAGGAUAUGGGUAUUAUACCAAGAACAAUUAAUUACUUAUUUCAAUGUCUUGAACAAUCUGGAGCAGAUUAUAAUAUAAGAGCAUCACAUUUAGAGAUUUAUAAAGAGGAGAUUUUCGAUUUAUUAGCAUGUAAUGGUAAUGAAAAUUUAAAUAAACCAUUAGGAAUGUUUGAUACACAAAAAGGAUUUAAAAUACCAGAAUUAGAAGAAAUUGUUGUAAAUGAUAGACAAUCAAUAUUGAAUGUAUUAGCAAAAUCAUGUAAGAGAAGACAAACAGCUGAAACACAAUAUAAUAAACAAUCUAGUAGAUCACAUUGUAUAUUUUCAAUAACGGUUCAUGUUAAAGAGACAUCAGUUGGUGGGGAGGAUUUAAUAAAGAUUGGUAAAUUGAAUUUAGUGGAUUUAGCAGGUAGUGAAAAUGCAGAGAAAUCAGGUAACAACGAUAGAUUGAGAGAGGCAGCAUUAAUCAAUAAGAGUUUAUUAACAUUGGGAAAAGUUAUAACGGAUUUAACAAACAAUGAGAAACAUAUACCCUAUAGAUCAUCGCAAUUGACAAAAAUCCUUCAAGAUUCGUUAGGUGGUAAAACUAAAACAUCAAUUAUUGCAACGGUUUCUCCAUCGUUGGUGAAUUUGGAAGAGACUAUCAAUACAUUGGAAUAUGCAUUGAAAGCAAAGAAUAUUAAAAACACACCACAAAUCAAUCAACGUAUGUCAAAGAAUUCGUUGUUGAAAGAGCAGUCAUCAGAGAUUGCUCAUUUGAAGCAAUUACUUCAAGCUGCAUACGACAAGAAUGGUGUUUACCUCACCAUUGAUGUUUACGAACAAAUGAAGAGAGAACUCGAGGAGAAAUGCUCACAACAAUCAAUCACAGAGCAUAAGAUGGAGGCUCAACGUCACGAAAUCUCUUCAAUGAGAAAAUCAUUUGAUGAGCAAACAAUGUUGUUUGAAGAGGCUAUGAAUGAAUUGGAGAGUUCAAAGAAACAACAACAAGAGAAACAAAAAUUCAUUGAUCAAUUUAUUUCACAGGAUACAAUGUUACGUUCAAAUUUGGGUAGUGCAGUACAGGAUUUAUCGAAAUUGCAUGAGAAAUUGGAUACGAUGAAAUCAACGGAACGAGAGAAUCAAAAAUCAAUUAUCGAUUCAAAAUCAAUACUUUCCAAACGUUUAACCGAUUUAAAUCAAAUGUUGGUUUCGAAAUUACAAAUGGGUCAAAAUGAACUAUUGGAAUCAUUGAGUGUACAAUUAAAGGUAGUUCAUGACCAACAAACUAAAUCAAAUCAAUUAAUUGGUAAACGUAUUAAUAACUUAUCACAAUUGAUUGAUUCAUCUGUUCUACAAAUUCAACAAUUAAAUAAUGAUGAUAAACAACAAACACAACCAUUAUUAAAAUUAAAUAAAGAAUCAAAUGAUCUCUUUAUGAAAUUAGAUAAAACAAUUCAACAAUUAUCUGAUCAAAUUAAGAUUAUAUUAUCUGAUUUUUCAUUACCAUUUUUUAAUAGUAAUAAUAAUAAUAGUAAUAAUGGUGAUGAAAUAAUUGAUGAUAGUUUAAUUAAUAAUUGUUUUAAAUUAAUAAAUGAUCAUGUUAAUAAAUCUGAUUUAAUAGUAUCACAACAAAAUAAAUUAAUUCAAGAAUUUUCAGAAUCAAUGUCACAAUGGAUGUUACAUCAAUCACAAUAUAUCAUUGAACAAAGAGAUUAUCAAAAACAAUUAAAAGAGAAACAAAUAUUAAAUAAUACACAAUGGGAGAAGAAAUUAUUGAGUAAACUUGGUCAAGUGAUUCAACAAUUUUCAAAGAAUUUCACAGAUUCAACUUCGGUUUAUUAUGAUACAAUGGAUAAUAAUUUACAACAUUUUGAAAAACAAUUUAAUUCUAUCAAUAAUCAUUCAAGACAACAGGUUGAAUCAUUGUCAAAUAAUUUACAACAAUCUUCAACACUUUCUCAUCAAUUUGAAUCAACUGUAAAAUCAGUUUUAAAUGAUCAUCAUGCAAACAAUAAAAAAGUUGACCCAAAAUUAAUUGAAUCUAUCGAAAAGGCAAAAAAGAGAAUCAAUCAGUUAACUGACGGUUGUAUUGAUUUAAGUCAACGUCAACGUCAAUGUACAAAUCAAUUCAAUGAGGCUUUCACUGAUUUCACAUUUGGUAUUCAAUCACAAAAGGAUAUUUUAGAUCGUGUUAUCAUAGAGAAGAAUCAAGUUCAUGAGAUUUUACCAUUAAUUGAAAAAUCAAAAUCAACCUUUAAAGAGAAUAUAGAUACUUUAAUUCAUAGUUUAGAUUCAAGAAAAUCAAUCAUUCAAUCAUCAACUAAUGAAUGUUCAAAUCAAUUGAAUUCUCUAAUCUCUUCAAUACCUUCCUAUUUAGAUUCUGCAAUUAAAGUAACUUCAAAAUCUGGUGAAACACCCUCAAAGAAACAUUUUGAUAUUCCUUCACCAAUCUCAACCUCUUCUUCUUCUUCUUCUUCUUCUUCUAUUUCUUCAAUCCAUUCUAAUGCAGGUGGUAAAGAAAAUAAUCAUCAAUCUAUUAAUAAUUCAAUAAAGAGUAAUAAUUUUGAUGGUUCUAAAAGUAUAAAUUGCGAUAACAUGAAAAUCGAUACACCUCAAAAAUCAUCUACAAUUCCUAUCACUCCAAAAAGUUUAAAAUUAAAUUUAAAUAGUACACCAAAGAGUGUUUCUAAAAAUUUAAAAUCUUCACAACAACAACAACCACUUAUUGUACCAUCUUCUAACCAACUCACUUUAUCUGCAAAGAAAUUAUCUAACAAAGAGUACCAACGACUACAGCAACAACAACAACAACAACAACAGGAACAGCAACAACAACAAUCAGCAAAAAAGAAAAAGUUAGCAAUAGAGAAACAGUUAAUGAUAACAACUUCACCUACAUUAUCUUUAGUAAAUGAAUCACCAUUUUCUUCACCAAAAUUAUCAAAACAAAAGAUUUUACAGGACCAAAUCCAACCUCCACAACCACCAAGUAUACUUUCACAAUUAAACUCAACACCAAUUUCAUUUUUACAACCACAACAACCACAACAACAACCACCAUCAUUUUUUAAUAAUUUAAAUGGUAGUUUUAAUCGUGGUAAUAAUUCAAUUGAUUUUUCAUUAUUAGAUGAUGACAGUGAUUCAGAUAAUUCAGAUGAUGAUGUUCGUAGUCUUCUUUCUUCAAAUAAAAAGUCAUCAAGAGCAUCGAAAAACGCCGUAGUGUCUAAAAAAGUUGGAUUGACACCAUCAAGAAAAUUAAAAGGAGUCAACUCAAGUGCUAAUCAGUCUUUAAAUGUAAAAAAAUCAAAACCCAUCUUGACAUCUUUAUCUAAAAAACAAAAUAUUUCAACUCCAAUCAUUCAUUCUUCAAAACCUUCAAUUUUCGGUGGUGGUAGUACAAUUUCAAGUAAACUUAAAAGUUUAAAACAACAAACCCCUUUGAAAUAA